This is a messenger RNA of Xylona heveae TC161, 979 nucleotides long. RefSeq lists its product as hypothetical. Gene Ontology annotation, molecular function: peptidyl-prolyl cis-trans isomerase activity. The coding region runs from base 126 to 539 and encodes 137 amino acids. The transcript has 3 exons. Gene Ontology annotation, biological process: protein peptidyl-prolyl isomerization. Lineage: Eukaryota; Fungi; Ascomycota; Xylonomycetes; Xylonales; Xylonaceae. The record is from RefSeq and is a predicted model, not a curated record.
CGUCAAUUAGAACACAUCUCUGCAAUAUCUAUUACCCAACAAGCUUGAAAUUGAAUUUCAAUUUGGCAAAAUCCAGUACAACUAUAUAACCUUUUGAUCUUUCUUUUAUACUAUUGUAUCCAAUUAUGCGUUUUCUCUCGCUCACUUUUGGUCUCCUCGCUGCCGCGGCCUCUUACGUGGCCGCUUCAGGCGACGAGGUCAAAGUCGACGUCACCAACGCGGUCGAAUGCAAUCGUAAGACUGAAAGAGGAGAUACAAUUGAGGUGCACUACCGAGGUACUUUGGCCUCGGAUGGCAGUCAAUUUGAUUCCAGCUACGACCGUGGCAGCCCCCUCUCAUUCACGGUCGGUAAGGGCAUGGUCAUCAAAGGCUGGGAUGAAAAUCUACUUGAUAUGUGCGUUGGCGAGAAGAGAACUCUUACGAUCCCACCUGCGUUUGGCUACGGUGACCGCGGCGUCGGACCUAUCCCGCCCAAGGCUACUCUGGUUUUCGAGACCGAACUGGUCGGCAUCCGAGGCGUUUCAAAGGACGAGCUAUAGAUUAUAUAUGGAGAUUUACCCGGCACAUAUCUACAGACGAAUUGUCGAUUCUUGACGACCGAGACCAUCUCAUAUUGAAAUAAAAUACUCUUUUGUGGUAGCUAGAUGCAAGGGUCAUAUAAUAUUUCUAUGUCCUUAUGACAUUGGCCAUUUCCUCGGACAUUCAGGUCCAUGAUGUGCUCUAGUGUUAGGUUUAUGUGUAUCCGAACUUGUUGUUUAAUCCUCCAUAGCUGAUUGUUCCAUGACCUCUACGCCAUUCUCCAAUUCUCUGAUUCUUUGUCCAGCUCUGCGCUUUACCUCCGCACUGACUUCGGGGUCAGACGUUUCUAGUAUCCGAUUGUACGUCUCAAGAAGCUUUGUGAGUUCUUCUCUGGCCGCUGCUCGGUCGUCCGCAGCAUACACCGUCUUCUUCUCGGUUUCCUCGACCGCGAUAUCAAACU